Messenger RNA from Saccoglossus kowalevskii, 1105 nucleotides. Its product is annotated as c-Myc-binding protein-like. The record is from RefSeq and is a predicted model, not a curated record. Gene Ontology annotation, biological process: regulation of DNA-templated transcription. NCBI's taxonomy places the organism in Eukaryota, Metazoa, Hemichordata, Enteropneusta, Harrimaniidae. Gene Ontology annotation, cellular component: nucleus. Gene Ontology annotation, molecular function: transcription coactivator activity.
AUCGCCAUUUUGUUUUCAAAUUUAGCUACUGUGAGCGAAACAUAAACUUUGGAGCUGACAGUGAUACUUAUUAUUGUCCAAUAACACCUGAAAAAAUGACGACUUACAGGGCCGCUGACUCGAAGCGUGAAGAGUUCAGGAAAUACCUAGAAAAGGCCGGUGUGUUGGACACCUUGACUAAAGUUCUUGUUGCACUUUAUGAAGAACCAGAGAAGCCAAACAACGCACUAGACUUUUUAAAACAAAAUCUUGGAACUGGUGGUCCAGACACAGCAGAUGUUGAAGCCCUGCGCCUAGAAGUGACUGAACUCAGACAAAAAAUUGAGCAACUCAACGAAGAAAACAGUGAACUGAAAUCAAAGUUGUUACAGUAUGAACCAUCAGCAGAAGGUGAACAACCAGCUGAGAGUUAAGAUGUAUUAUAUCAGUUCUCAUGGGUGUACCAACUACCUGCACAUAUUAGCAAAUACCCGGCUCUCUGUACACUUGAUAUUGUGGUCUUGCCAGUUUUCAGUCUCUUUGGCAUUAUCUACAAUAAUGAAUGUGCAUUGAAACCCAUUCAUUCAAGCUUGUAACAUAUGAUCUACUGUACCCAUGUAGUAAAACCGCAAAGAUUUUCUUUAUUUUUAUUUUCACAUUAUGGUAUCUAUUUAAAGUAUUUGAAAGCAAUCAGAGUUUGAUAACAUUGUGAUAUGGUAUUUUUGUUUAACCCUUGCGUCCGUUUGACCACUACUGGCACAUUUUAUAGUAAUGUGGCCAAAAUUGAAACACUGCUUUGCCUUGAAUCUUUGUCCAUGGAUUGCAUCAACUACAAAUAUCAAAAUAUUUUCAUUUUGGAAUGCAUUAGUGGGGUGGGGUCACAUCUGUGAAAAAUAUGCAUGAAUUCCACUGCAUAUUCACAUACAAUUCUCUGAAUUGCAUUUCCCGUUUCGGAUGUUAUACUGUAUAAUUGGGUGAGAUACAAAAGGGUGAUAAAAAAUAUUAGUUUUUGUUUUCUACACACAAUAUUACUGCUAUCAGUGUGAUUUUGGUUUUCUAAACACUAGUAGUGUAAGUAGUUUUUUGAUUGUAUUUAGUCAUCAAUAAAGCUAUAUUUGUCCCCAUA